Molecule: messenger RNA, 1580 nt
Organism: Colius striatus (speckled mousebird)
Lineage: Eukaryota; Metazoa; Chordata; Aves; Coliiformes; Coliidae
Product: sulfotransferase 2B1-like
Biological process (GO): sulfation
Cellular component (GO): cytoplasm
Molecular function (GO): sulfotransferase activity
Source: RefSeq, a predicted model, not a curated record
UAAGAGCGGGCGGGCGGCGCCGCGGCCCCGCGGCGGCCGGGCCAUGGAGCGCAUGGAGGUGACCGAGACCUUCGCCGGCAUCCCCCUGCCCGGCCACCUCCACACGCAGGACUCGCUGCGCUUCGCCGCCGCCUUCCCCUUCCGCCCCUCCGACGUGCUCAUCGCCACCUACCCCAAAUCGGGCACCACCUGGAUGCAGGAGAUCCUGACGCUGCUGUUCAGCCAUGGGGACGCCCAACCGGCCAAGACCAUCCCCAACUGGGAGCGGGCGCCGUGGCUGGAGCAGAUCUACGCCAGGGAGGCGCUGCAGGACGCGGCCCCUCGCCGCCUCCUCACCACACACCUGCCCGCCCGCGUGCUGGCACCGGCCCUGCAGCAGAGCAAGGCCAAGGUGAUCUACGUGGCCAGGAACCCCAAGGACGUCGUCGUCUCCUUCUACCACUUCCACCGCCUGGCCAAGUUCCUGCCCGACCCCGGCUCCUUCGAUACCUUCCUCACACAGUUCCUCGAGGGCACGGUGCACUAUGGCUCCUGGUUUGACCACGUCAAGGGCUGGCUGAGCCAGAAGCAGCUCCUGGACAUCUUCUACGUCACCUACGAGGAGCUGCACCAGGACCUGGGCGGCACGGCUCAGCGCCUCAACCUCCUGGGCUGCCCCCUGGCACCGGGGACGCUGGCAGCCCUGGAGCAGCACUGCAGCUUCGCCGCCAUGCGCGACAACGCCAUGGCCAACUACACCCUCAUCCCCACCGAGAUCAUGGACCACAGCCAGGGGCGCUUCAUGAGGAAAGGUGUGGUGGGGGACUGGCGCAGCCACUUCUCCCCGCAGCAGAACACCCUCUUCAACCGGCGCUACCAGGAGGAGAUGGGUGAUGCCGAGCUGCCGGCGCCGUGGCCCAUGGCCUGAGGCCCCGCGGUGGGGGACAGUGGCUGUGUGGCCCCCCUCCCUGUGGCUUCCUUCCUUCCUUCCCUUGCCCUGGCCUGGGGCCUGGCCCUGACCCCCUUUUCCUCCCCACGGAAAUACAUAUUUAUUGCUGUUUGCAGCCCAGGCCUGGGGAAGCAGCUGCUGUUAUCAGGAGCCACAUCGGGGUGUGGACCCAGCCCCAGGGACCUUAUUGGUGCUUUAUUGGGCAAUGACCCUGUGGGCAGCCUUGGCAGCCACCCUUUAGGGACUUGUCAGUGUUGCUGAGGUGCCCCUGAGCUCAGGAUUCUCUUCUCCAGGCUGAACAGCCCCAGGGCCUGCAGCCUUUCCUCCUCACACACAUGUUGCAUCCCCUCAGCAUCUUGGGAGCCCUGCACUGGUCUCUAGAUGAGUCUCCUUGCCCCAGUUCAUCCUUUGCAACCUCUUCAACAUCUUGUGCCCCUCACUCUGCCCCAGUGCGCCCUGUGAUGGCCCCUGCACCCCAUGUCCCCCAGCUAGUGCGCUCCUCAUGAUGCUCUUUGGGGGGGGGCUGCUGUGACCUGACCCCAAUCACUGCACCCCCACCCCCAUCACUCCUCCUGGGGGCUUGCAGCCAGGGCUGUGUGCCCCUCACCCAGGCAGGCAGCACCCUGAGCAGCCCUGCAGCCCUUGUCCUGCU